Molecule: messenger RNA, 1405 nt
Organism: Coturnix japonica (Japanese quail)
Lineage: Eukaryota; Metazoa; Chordata; Aves; Galliformes; Phasianidae
Gene: TMEM97
Product: transmembrane protein 97
Cellular component (GO): endoplasmic reticulum
Source: RefSeq, a predicted model, not a curated record
CUCCGCGGGGCGGAACGAGGGGGCGGAGCUACAGGAGCCGGUCGCGAUGGCGCGGGCGCUGCGCUGCCUGGAGGCCGCGUUCGCGCUGUAUUUCAUCUCGCACAUCCCCAUCACGCUGCUGAUCGACCUGCAGCCGCUGCUGCCCGCCGGGCUGUACCCGCAGCAACUGACGGAGCUGCUGACCUGGUACGCCACCACCUUCCGGGACCCCAUGAUGCUCCAACCCCCGGCGUGGUUCAAGGCGUUCAUUUACUGUGAAGCUGCCUUACAGCUGCCGUUCUUUCCCGUCGCAGCAUAUGCCUUCUUAAAAGGUGGCUGCAAGUGGAUAAGGACUCCUGCAAUUAUCUACUCCACCCAUGUAGCUACAACGUUGUUUGCUAUCCUGGCUCACAUCCUGUUCCACGAUUUCUCAACAUCAGAGCAUCUGGGUCCUCAGACACUGCGUGAGCGCCUCAUCCUGUUAUCCAUCUAUGCACCGUACCUGCUGAUACCACUUCUGAUUCUUUUUACCAUGCUGUACAGCCCCCAGUACAACCAGGUGGAGAAAAGGAAAAGGAAAUAGUCUGCUGUAAAAGAUGUGAGCACAACUUUCCCAUUGGUUUCGAUCCAGACCCCAGUUCUCUGGGACGAACACUAAGCAGCGAUGUCAGCUGCGACACCUAUUACCAAAGUGUCAGAUUCCUGCAAGGAAAGUUUGAAUUGGCUUUUGUUCACAGCUCUUCCAUCAGAAAUAGGUUUGGCAGAAGCCUGUAUUGGUGGUUCCAGGUGGCAGCUGGGUAUUUGUAGCUUUAGGGGGCCCAGCAGCUCCCUUCCCAUCAUCAGUUUUGUGUGGUACUUGGAAAAUGAACUUCCAACCAUUUCAUGCAUAACCAGGUGAUGGAGGCUGGAAGCUGCAGCCCACGCUUUUCCUUACACUUUCCUUUCUCCAAGAUGCCUUCAGGUUGCAGUGUGUUCCAGUAGCACAUUCUGCACAAUCCUUCACUGAUUACAUACAAAAAUCAAAACUCCUUUUCUCAGCUACUUUAGAAGCAUUUCAGAUGAUGUAACAAUCCUCACCUUCCUCUUCCUUCCGUCUAAAAUUUCACCUUAUUUUCCUCUGCUCCAGUUCUGAUCACUUGCUAAUGCCUGGUCAGUGAUAAAUGUGUCCACAUCUGUACUUCUGUAUGCUUAUUGUCUGGCAGCUCCUCCUGGAUUUCUUCAAGUACUUCAGUAGCUGCAAACAGGGAUUUGUAAACUUUUCCAUGAAAUAACUUCUAACGUGGAAAUAAAUAACUGCAUCCAAAUGGCAUUUCAUUUCUGAAAGGAAGAACUAAAACCAACAUAAUCUGUGAGAGCUUAGAUAAAGAAAAACACUUUGUGUUAUACUUGGAAAUCAUCGAAAAUAAAACCAACUGCUGGUAGCCUU